Mizuhopecten yessoensis (Yesso scallop) is the source of this 2517-nucleotide messenger RNA. RefSeq names its product trichohyalin-like. Bases 1 to 2517 code for a protein of 838 amino acids. The transcript is spliced from 5 exons. The record is from RefSeq and is a predicted model, not a curated record. Lineage: Eukaryota; Metazoa; Mollusca; Bivalvia; Pectinida; Pectinidae.
AUGGUGGUGUCUCUGACCGAUAGGUUACAGGAGGAGGUGUCUCUGACCGAUAGGUUACAAGAGGAGAUGUCUCUGACCGAUAGGUUACAAGAGGAUGUGUCUCUGACCGAUAGGUUACAAGAGGAGGUGUCUCUGACCGAUAGGUUACAAGAGGAGGUGUCUCUGACCGAUAGGUUACAAGAGGAGGUGUCUCUGACCGAUAGGUUACAAGAGGAGGUGUCUCUGACCGAUAGGUUACAAGAGGAGGUGUCUCUGACCGAUAGGUUACAAGAGGAGGUGUCUCUGACCGAUAGGUUACAAGAGGAGGUGUCUCUGACCGAUAGGUUACAAGAGGAGGUGUCUCUGACCGAUAGGUUACAAGAGGAGGUGUCUCUGACCGAUAGGUUACAAGAGGAGGUGUCUCUGACCGAUAGGUUACAAGAGGAGGUGUCUCUGACCGAUAGGUUACAAGAGGAGGUGUCUCUGACCGAUAGGUUACAAGAGGAGGUGUCUCUGACCGAUAGGUUACAAGAGGAGGUGUCUCUGACCGAUAGGUUACAAGAGGAGGUGUCUCUGACCGAUAGGUUACAAGAGGAGGUGUCUCUGACCGAUAGGUUACAAGAGGAGGUGUCUCUGACCGAUAGGUUACAAGAGGAGGUGUCUCUGACCGAUAGGUUACAAGAGGAGGUGUCUCUGACCGAUAGGUUACAAGAGGAGGUGUCUCUGACCGAUAGGUUACAAGAGGAGGUGUCUCUGACCGAUAGGUUACAAGAGGAGGUGUCUCUGACCGAUAGGUUACAAGAGGAGGUGUCUCUGACCGAUAGGUUACAAGAGGAGGUGUCUCUGACCGAUAGGUUACAAGAGGAGGUGUCUCUGACCGAUAGGUUACAAGAGGAGGUGUCUCUGACCGAUAGGUUACAAGAGGAGGUGUCUCUGACCGAUAGGUUACAAGAGGAGGUGUCUCUGACCGAUAGGUUACAAGAGGAGGUGUCUCUGACCGAUAGGUUACAAGAGGAGGUGUCUCUGACCGAUAGGUUACAAGAGGAGGUGUCUCUGACCGAUAGGUUACAAGAGGAGGUGUCUCUGACCGAUAGGUUACAAGAGGAGGUGUCUCUGACCGAUAGGUUACAAGAGGAGGUGUCUCUGACCGAUAGGUUACAAGAGGAUGUGUCUCUGACCGAUAGGUUACAAGAGGAGGUGUCUCUGACCGAUAGGUUACAAGAGGAGGUGUCUCUGACCGAUAGGUUACAAGAGGAGGUGUCUCUGACCGAUAGGUUACAAGAGGAGGUGUCUCUGACCGAUAGGUUACAAGAGGAGGUGUCUCUGACCGAUAGGUUACAAGAGGAGGUGUCUCUGACCGAUAGGUUACAAGAGGAGGUGUCUCUGACCGAUAGGUUACAAGAGGAGGUGUCUCUGACCGAUAGGUUACAAGAGGAGGUGUCUCUGACCGAUAGGUUACAAGAGGAGGUGUCUCUGACCGAUAGGUUACAAGAGGAGGUGUCUCUGACCGAUAGGUUACAAGAGGAGGUGUCUCUGACCGAUAGGUUACAAGAGGAGGUGUCUCUGACCGAUAGGUUACAAGAGGAGGUGUCUCUGACCGAUAGGUUACAAGAGGAGGUGUCUCUGACCGAUAGGUUACAAGAGGAGGUGUCUCUGACCGAUAGGUUACAAGAGGAGGUGUCUCUGACCGAUAGGUUACAAGAGGAGGUGUCUCUGACCGAUAGGUUACAAGAGGAGGUGUCUCUGACCGAUAGGUUACAAGAGGAGGUGUCUCUGACCGAUAGGUUACAAGAGGAGGUGUCUCUGACCGAUAGGUUACAAGAGGAGGUGUCUCUGACCGAUAGGUUACAAGAGGAGGUGUCUCUGACCGAUAGGUUACAAGAGGAGGUGUCUCUGACCGAUAGGUUACAAGAGGAGGUGUCUCUGACCGAUAGGUUACAAGAGGAGGUGUCUCUGACCGAUAGGUUACAAGAGGAGGUGUCUCUGACCGAUAGGUUACAAGAGGAGGUGUCUCUGACCGAUAGGUUACAAGAGGAGGUGUCUCUGACCGAUAGGUUACAAGAGGAGGUGUCUCUGACCGAUAGGUUACAAGAGGAGGUGUCUCUGACCGAUAGGUUACAAGAGGAGGUGUCUCUGACCGAUAGGUUACAAGAGGAGGUGUCUCUGACCGAUAGGUUACAAGAGGAGGUGUCUCUGACCGAUAGGUUACAAGAGGAGGUGUCUCUGACCGAUAGGUUACAAGAGGAGGUGUCUCUGACCGAUAGGUUACAAGAGGAGGUGUCUCUGACCGAUAGGUUACAAGAGGAGGUGUCUCUGACCGAUAGGUUACAAGAGGAGGUGUCUCUGACCGAUAGGUUACAAGAGGAGGUGUCUCUGACCGAUAGGUUACAAGAGCAGGUGUCUCCGACCGAUAGGUUACAGGAGGAUGUGUCUCUGACCGAUAGGUUACAAGAGAAGGUGUCUCUGACCGAUAGGUUACAAGAGGAGGUGUCUCUGACCGAUAGGUUACAAGAGGAGGUGUCUCUGACCGAUAGGUGA